AACCAUCCACUCUCUAUAAGUAAUUAAAGCUCUGAUCUGCCUUUUCUCCCAUUCCAAUUUCAACCCUCAAACCUCUUCUUUCACUCUUCUCUGAGCUUUUGCUUCCAGUGCAACAAUGGCGGGCGAAACCCCAGCUGAGGAAACUACUGCAGAGAGGAGAGUGAAAGUGUUGAGGAAAAGCAACGUGAAACCCGGGAAGCCACUGGGGAGAAAAGAGUGCCAGUUGGUCACCUUUGAUCUGCCGUACUUGGCCUUCUUUUACAACCAGAAGUUGCUGGUUUACGGCGGCGCCGGCGCCGGAGAGUUUGAGGAGGCGGUGGAGAAGCUGAAGGAUGGGCUGGCGGUUGUGCUGGAGGAGUUUUACCAGCUGGCCGGGAAGCUGGGGAAAGAUGAGGACGGGGUGUUUAGAGUGGAGUACGACGACGACAUGGACGGCGUCGAGGUGGCGGUGGCGGCGGCGGAUGCGGUGGCGGUGGCUGACCUCAUUAAUGAAGAAGGAACCGCCGUGUUCAAGGAGCUCAUCCCUUACACCCAAAUCUUGAACUUGGAGGGGCUUCACCGCCCACUCCUCUCUGUGCAGCUCACAAAACUUAAAGAUGGAGUUGCAAUUGGAUUAGCAUUUAAUCAUGCGGUGUUGGAUGGGAUGUCCACGUGGCACUUCAUGAGUUCGUGGGCUGAGAUUUGUCGUGGGGCCAACUCCAUCUCGGUCCCACCAUUCCUCGACCGCACCAAAUCUCGGAACACCAAAGUGAAGCUCAACCUCUCCAAGCCAUCGGACGCACCGGAGCACGCCAAGUCAGCAGUCAACGGCGACCCCACAGAUGCCAAACCGGGCCCACAGCUCCGGGAAAAAGUCUUCAAGUUCUCCGACUCAGCAAUCGACAAGAUCAAGGCUAACGUCAACGCUAACGCAUCCGACGGCUCCAAACCGUUCUCCACCUUCCAGUCGCUCUCCACGCACGUAUGGCACGCGGUCACACGCGCCCGCCAGCUCAAGCCCGAGGACUACACCGUCUUCACGGUGUUCGCCGACUGCCGGAAGCGCGUGGACCCCCCGAUGCCGGAGAGCUACUUCGGGAACCUGAUCCAGGCCAUCUUCACCGUCACCGCCGCCGGGCUACUCCUCGCCAACCCGCCGGAGUUCGCGGCGGCGCUCAUACAGAAAGCCAUCGACUCCCACGACGCCAAGGCCAUCGAUGCACGCAACAAGGAGUGGGAGAGCAACCCUAAGAUCUUCGAAUUCAAGGACGCCGGCAUGAACUGCGUCGCCGUCGGAAGUUCGCCGCGGUUUAAGGUGUACGAGGUUGACUUCGGCUUCGGGAAGCCGGAGAGUGUUCGGAGCGGAUCGAACAAUAGAUUCGAUGGGAUGCUGUACUUGUAUCAAGGGAAAAAUGGAGGGAGAAGCAUUGACGUGGAGAUCACGUUGGAGGCUGGCGCCAUGGAUAAGCUGGAGAAGGAUAAAGAGUUCUUGAUGAUCAUGGAUUCUUAAAUCUUCAUAAUAUCAUUCUGAUUUGAAUUCUUAAUUAAGGUUAUUUGCUUAUUGCAUUAUUGUGCUUCGAUUAACUCUGUUUAUGUUGUUACUAUGGAUGUUGUAUGAUGUUACUAUACAACUUUUGAGAUAAUAUUAUAUUGUUAGUUUUGUAUAAUUUGUUUUAAA
Molecule: messenger RNA, 1657 nt
Organism: Ipomoea nil (Japanese morning glory)
Lineage: Eukaryota; Viridiplantae; Streptophyta; Magnoliopsida; Solanales; Convolvulaceae
Product: BAHD acyltransferase DCR
Exons: 2
Coding region: 116-1489 (457 amino acids)
Source: RefSeq, a predicted model, not a curated record